Molecule: messenger RNA, 1286 nt
Organism: Drosophila rhopaloa
Lineage: Eukaryota; Metazoa; Arthropoda; Insecta; Diptera; Drosophilidae
Product: isocitrate dehydrogenase [NAD] subunit gamma, mitochondrial
Exons: 1
Coding region: 39-1181 (380 amino acids)
Biological process (GO): tricarboxylic acid cycle; isocitrate metabolic process
Cellular component (GO): mitochondrion
Source: RefSeq, a predicted model, not a curated record
UUUGGGACUCUUUCUCUUCGUUUAAAUAUAAAAAUAAAAUGCUCCUUAGGCCCAGUAGUCGCAAGCUGUCGCGGAUCGGCAUCCGCAACUACACCGAUGGGAUCAACAUCAACAGCAGCGUGCGAGCGGCGUUCGCCAAGGGAGACACCCGGCAGCCCGUUAACGUGCUGCCCAAGUCCAAGUACGGCGGGAUCAACUACGUGUCCCUGCUCACGGGCAGCACCAUCAUCGGCCAGCAGGGAGCCCACUUCGUGACGUCCCUGCUGCAGAGCAGCAAGGUGCCCGUGGAGGGGCAGGUCAUCGAGGCGGGACAGGAUGAUGAGUACUUCAACUCGGUGCUCCGGAACAGAUCCGCCAUCCACGUGGACAUCCAGGCUGAUGGGGAGGCCAAAAAGAAGGCGCUCAAAAUUAGCAACGAUCUGGACUUGUAUGUGUUCAAGACAAGAACGCGCAGUUUUCCCGGAUUCAAAUGUCGCUUCCCGGGCGUGGACAUCCAGAUGAUUGGCCAGAACAACAUGGGAAACUACAACGAGCUGGAAUAUUCCCCAGUGAAGGGUGUGGUGGAGGCCCUAUCCGUGGUGACCCAGAAGGGCAAUGAGAAGUACCUGAAACACGCCUUUGCUGCGGCGGCAAAGGCGGGCCGAAAACGGGUGACCCUGAUCAACAAGGCCAAGGAGUGGCCAAUUAGCGACGGUUCCCUGGUGGAGGCCGCCAGGCGGAUGCACUGCCCCUACAAAGAUUGCCUGGAGCUGGAGCUCAUGGAGGUGGAGGAGGCCGUCAGCCGGCUGAUCACCGAACCCACCUACUUCGACUGCCUCUUCGCCAGCGAUCGCUAUGCCACCUUCCUGUCCACGAUCUGCAGCGGUGUCUGUGGCGGAGCUAAUCUCUUUAGUGCCGUGGAGAUCGGGGAUCACCAUGCCGUGUUCAAGCCCCUGCAGACGAAGCUUUCGCUGACCAACUAUGCCACUCUCAGUGCCUAUGGCAUCGUGUCCACCAUUGUUGAUCUUUUCGAGCACUUGGGCCACGAUAAGUGCGCGGAUGCCUUGUGGUGCGAGAUGCUGCGCACGAUGGACGAGGGAAUCCGCACCCAGGAGUUCGGGGGCAAGGACACCGGCGAUUACGUAAUCUGCAACAUAAUCAACCAGUUGCGCUGCCGCGGAUUGGGUGAAUCACAAUCCUAAAGAAGCUUACACUAAUACUGUGGAAGACCCUGUGACAUCCAGAACGUUUUGUCAUUUUUAGCAUAAGAAAAUUAUCUUUACAAAUAAAAAGAGAAACCAAGCCAA